Rangifer tarandus platyrhynchus (Svalbard reindeer) is the source of this 324-nucleotide messenger RNA. Lineage: Eukaryota; Metazoa; Chordata; Mammalia; Artiodactyla; Cervidae. The record is from the annotation of a GenBank genome assembly.
AUGAGCGCAUCCCCACGUGCGCUUAUCCUGAGCACCCUGCCACGUGCGCCGCCCACGCGUUCAGCCCCAGGUGCGCUUAUCCAGACCACCAUGCGCAACCUCCCGCGUGCGCUACCACGCGUGCAGCCCCACGUGCGCAGGUCCUUAGCACCGCCCCUCGCCGGCCCUCCCACGUGCGCCCCCACGUGUCCAUUCUGUAGUGAGCGGACUGCUCAGCGCCCCACGCACGUCUCCAAGCGCGUUUCCCAGCGCAUUCUCUCACGUGCGCGGCUCAGCUGUCAUAUCUUGCUAGCGGACAAGACUGAAGAACUUUCUUCCUUUUAA